AUGCCUAAACGUGUCUCCGUAAUAAUUGUCGGUGGCUCCCACGCGGGACCCGCAGUAAGCCACAAACUCCUACGACAGACCCCUAACGCCACAAUUACCCUAAUCAACCCAUCUGAUGAGUACUACUUCAACAUUGCUGCUCCUCGAUUUCUCGUCAAGCCAGGGUGCUUGCCACAAUGUAAAUAUAUCUACUCCAUCCUGAACGCAUUUCGGGAAUAUCCCGCUGGCGCUUUCACAUUCGUCAAGGGAUUGGUGACCAGAAUUGACAAUUCAGUCAAGUCGGUUUCAGUUAUAACGUCUGCCGACUCCUCGAAAAGUACCGUUGGUUCGUUUUGUUUUGAUUACCUUGCCAUCGCGUCUGGAAGUACGACCCCUGCGACGCUAGGACAAGCUAGAGUGAAACUCCCGUUCAAGGCUACGGCGUUCGAAGAUACGAUGAAGACAAUACAUGUGGCGCGGGAAACGCUGAAAGCGGCUCGAAUGAUUGUAAUUGGUGGUACGGGGCCUCUUGGUGUGGAAAUUGCUGGAGAACUUGCUGAAGCUCCGGAGUUGAAGAAGAUUACGUUGUUGUCGCGGACAAAUGUGUUGCUGGAGGGGGCGACUGAGCCUGUUCAGAAAACAACGUUGUCACUCUUACGGCGGCGGAAUAUCAAUAUCUUAACCGAAGUCACAGUUGAGGGUGCUCAGUACAAAACGAACGCCCAGUCUUGGAAAUUCAAGCUGUCCACUGGGGAGACAAUCACGGCAGAUGCAUACAUUGCCACAACAGGCACUAUUCCGAACAAUGGAUUCAUUCCGAACAGCUUUCUGAAUUCCGAGGGCUGGGUAAAUGUCGAUGGAUGCCUCAGAGUUGUAGAAACUGGUGUAAGCCGCAGUGACACUUAUGCUAUCGGUGAUAUUACCUGCCAUCCGUAUCGACUGCUCUCUAUUCUCGUUACCUAUUCAGCAGAAGCACAAAAGAAAAUGAUAGUUGUUCUGACGCUUUUUAGGUGUCUGGUUUGGUUCUUCAAGGGAAAGGACUACUUGACUUAUAAGGCGCCUAAAUUCCUGCGAGGUCAGAUUCGAUGGAUUGAUGAUAGAAUUGUUCAUAUAAUGCUCAUGUAG
Messenger RNA from Aspergillus candidus, 1104 nucleotides. RefSeq lists its product as uncharacterized. The transcript has 3 exons. Lineage: Eukaryota; Fungi; Ascomycota; Eurotiomycetes; Eurotiales; Aspergillaceae. Gene Ontology annotation, cellular component: cytoplasm. The coding region runs from base 1 to 1104 and encodes 367 amino acids. The record is from RefSeq and is a predicted model, not a curated record. Gene Ontology annotation, molecular function: electron-transferring-flavoprotein dehydrogenase activity; flavin adenine dinucleotide binding.